Molecule: messenger RNA, 1642 nt
Organism: Chroicocephalus ridibundus (black-headed gull)
Lineage: Eukaryota; Metazoa; Chordata; Aves; Charadriiformes; Laridae
Product: alanine aminotransferase 2-like
Biological process (GO): biosynthetic process
Molecular function (GO): L-alanine:2-oxoglutarate transaminase activity; pyridoxal phosphate binding
Source: RefSeq, a predicted model, not a curated record
GGCGACGCUCACGCCAUGGGACAGAAACCCAUCACCUUCCUCCGCCAGGUGACAGCCCUGUGCGUGUACCCGGAGCUGCUGGCGGAACCCUCCAUCCCUGAGGACGCCAAGGAUCGGGCCCGGCGCCUGCUGCGGGCCUGCGGCGGGAACAGCGUGGGUGCCUACAGCGCCAGCCCCGGCAUCGAGCUGGUGCGCCAGGACGUGGCGCGGUUCCUGCAGCGCCGCGACGGCGUCGCCGCCAAACCCGAGGACAUUUUCCUCUCCACCGGCGCCAGCGACGCCAUCGUGAGCAUCCUGAAGCUGCUGGUGGCCGGGGAGGGCCCGUCGCGCACGGGGGUGCUCAUCCCCAUCCCGCAGUACCCCCUCUACUCGGCGGCCAUCGCCGAGCUCAGCGCCGUCCAGCUCAACUACUACCUGGACGAGGAGAACUGCUGGGCCCUGGACGUGACCGAGCUGCGGCGGGCGCUGGCUGAGGGACGGCGUCACUGCUGUCCCCGCGUCCUCUGCAUCAUCAACCCCGGCAAUCCCACCGGACAGGUACAAAGCCGCCGGUGCAUCGAGGACGUCAUCAAGUUCGCCUUCGAGGAGAAGCUCUUCCUCAUGGCCGACGAGGUGUACCAGGACAACAUCUACGCCGAGGGCUCGGCUUUCCACUCCUUCAAGAAGGUGCUGUUCGAGAUGGGGCCGCCCUACUCAGAGGUGGUGGAGCUGGCCUCCUUCCACUCCGUCUCCAAGGGCUUCAUGGGCGAGUGCGGGUUCCGGAGCGGGUACGUGGAGGUGGUGAACAUGGACCCCGAGGUGAAGCAGCAGUUGGCCAAGCUGGUGUCCGUGCGGCUCUGUCCACCUGUCUCCGGGCAGAUCCUCCUGGAUGCCGUCGUUGAUCCGCCAAAACCUGGGGAUCCGUCGUACGAGCUCUUCAUCUCGGAGAAGACGGCGGUGCUCAGCGCCCUGGCGCACAAGGCCCGGCUCACCCAGGAGAUCUUCAACAAGUCACCCGGCAUCCGCUGCAACCCCGUGCAGGGCGCCAUGUACUCCUUCCCCCGCAUCGAGCUGCCGCCCCGAGCCCUGGCUGCGGCCAAGGAGCAGGGUCAGGCCCCCGACAUGUUCUUCUGCAUGAAGCUGCUGGAGGAGACGGGCAUCUGCGUGGUGCCGGGCAGCGGCUUCGGGCAGCGGGAGGGCACCUUCCACUUCCGGAUGACCAUCUUGCCCCCCACCGAGAAGCUGCAGGUCCUGCUGGAGAAGCUCAGCAGCUUCUACGCCAAGUUCGUCAAGGAAUACUCCUAACGCCGGUGUCCCCUCCCCCUGCCCCAUAACCCCAGCGUGUCCCCCCCUGCGCCCCCCCACAUCACCCCCCACUCCACCACCAGCACCCACCACCCCACACUCCCCACCGGGCCCCGGGUGCCGCCGGCCGGGACCUUGCCCCGUGUGGUCUUGGUGGUCUACAAGUGCCUUCAACCUCUUCGUGGCCUUCUUUGGGGGAGGGGGACACGAGGGCACCCAGUGUCCCUGGGGUUGGUCACCGCCCCCCCCCGCACUGUCCCCAUGUCCCCUUUGGGAGGGGGGGUGUGUGUGACAUGGGGACAGCAGGCAGGGCUGUCUCUCCCCCCAGAAACCCCAUAAUAAAAGGGUAGCGACCAUC